Molecule: messenger RNA, 912 nt
Organism: Brassica napus (rape)
Lineage: Eukaryota; Viridiplantae; Streptophyta; Magnoliopsida; Brassicales; Brassicaceae
Product: protein NRT1/ PTR FAMILY 5.11-like
Exons: 2
Coding region: 1-912 (303 amino acids)
Biological process (GO): transmembrane transport
Cellular component (GO): membrane
Molecular function (GO): transmembrane transporter activity
Source: RefSeq, a predicted model, not a curated record
AUGGUCGAUUCUGAAGACCGAGACUCCACUGCGAAGGCCAGUUACGUCCAAUCGACGAUUCUCUACGAUUGUGACGCGGAAGCUCUAUCCAAAUCAGUUCGUCCAAGGCAGUCAGUAUCUUUGAUGGUCAAGCGGAAGUGCUGUCCGAAAUUCCUCGACAGAGCAGCCAUUUCAUGUGAAUUGGCUGAAAUUGAAGAAGCAAAAUCAGUGCUUAGGCUUGUUCCCAUAUGGAUUACUUGCCUAGUCUACGCCAUUGUGAAUGCACAGUCUCCUACUUUUUUCACAAAGCAAGGAGCCAAAAUGGACAGGUCAAUCUCACCAGGACUCUUAGUCCCUGCAGCUGCACGCCAGUGUUUCAUAAACAUAUCAGUUAUAGUCUUCAUCCCAGUCUACGACUAUCUAUUCGUCCCAAUCACAAGAUCAUUCACGCAUAUCCCAUCAGGAAUCACAAUGCUUCAAAGGAUUGGCACAGGGAUUCUCCUCUCCGUUAUUGCUAUGGUAGUAGCCGCCUUGGUCGAGACCAAAAGGCUACAAACCGCAAGGGAUGACCUCACCAUACCAAUGAGUGUCUGGUGGUUGGUUCCCCAGUACGUUCUCUAUGGAGUCGCGGACGGGUUCACAAUGGCGGGUUUACAAGAGUUCUUCUAUGAUCAAGUCCCUAGUGAGCUUAGGAGCGUUGGUAUGGCUAUGAAUCUAAGCAUAUACGGGGCUGGAAACUUCCUAAGUAGCUUCAUGAUAUCUUUCAUCGAUAGAGCCACGAGCCAGUCUGGUCAAACGAGCUGGUUCGAUAAUGACCUGAACAAAGCUCAUCUAGAUUAUUUCUACUGGCUACUGGCUUCUCUCAGCUUCAUUGGUUUAGCUUUCUACAUGUGGUUCGCCAAGUCGUAUGUCUACAACAGAUCAAACACCUAG